Molecule: messenger RNA, 540 nt
Organism: Salvia hispanica
Lineage: Eukaryota; Viridiplantae; Streptophyta; Magnoliopsida; Lamiales; Lamiaceae
Source: RefSeq, a predicted model, not a curated record
CGUGGAAAGGGAAUCCCCAAAUCGCAAUCUUGUCCUACAAUUGAAGCUUCGAAAAUUUCCAAGAAAAUCGCAAAUAUUUGCAAGGUAAUGAACGCUUCGUCAAAGCCCCUUCAGCUGGUCCACUUACCUUCUUCAACGCGGCUCCCUACACGCUCCAAUUUCUACAGAGGUGUGAAUUUGAUUCCGAGAAGGUUUAAUCUGCAAUUGAGCUGUAUCUGCGAAUCCCAGCUGCGAAGGUGUGGAAACGACGCCGUUGCGGGCGAGUUGAUGAUGUUUGGAGCUGGUUUGCAGCGGCGAUCAGCUCUGAUUGCCGCGGUGGCUUGUAUUUUGGUGAUCGGCAAUGCGCCCCAUAAAACCCUAGCUUCCAAUUCGCCGUCGGCUUUUGUCGAAAAUGUUAUUUAUUCUAAUAAAAUUGCCAUUUUCUCCAAAUCAUAUUGCCCAUAUUCCUUGCGAGCCAAGCGCGUAUUUAGUGAACUCGAGGAGCAGCCCUAUGUCGUGGAGCUUGAUCUUGGGGUAAUCAUUCUUUUGUUAAUCUAUUAG